This is a messenger RNA of Apodemus sylvaticus (European woodmouse), 3099 nucleotides long. RefSeq names its product matrix metallopeptidase 28 (gene Mmp28). Gene Ontology annotation, biological process: collagen catabolic process; proteolysis; extracellular matrix organization. The record is from RefSeq and is a predicted model, not a curated record. The coding region runs from base 176 to 1738 and encodes 520 amino acids. Gene Ontology annotation, cellular component: extracellular matrix. The transcript is spliced from 8 exons. Lineage: Eukaryota; Metazoa; Chordata; Mammalia; Rodentia; Muridae. Gene Ontology annotation, molecular function: metalloendopeptidase activity; zinc ion binding.
UCCUCCGGCUGACUGACCCGCCGGCAAGCAUCGCGGGUGCGGGACUACCUCGGGCGGCGGUGGAGCCAGGCACUGGGGAGCCUGGGGACCUAGUGGGUCCGCUCGCGGGCAGCGACGAACUGUCAUCCGUGGGAGUCGGGCACAGCUGACCACCACCGCCCAGCAGCUCGCUGCGAUGGUGGCUGGCGUGAACCUCCUGCUGCGCGCCCUGCCGUUGCUACUGUGGGGCUGCCAGGACGUACAGCCCACCCAGCACGGACACCCGGAGCUGCGCCAGGAGGCAGAGGCAUUCCUGGAGAAGUAUGGAUACCUCAGUGAGCAGGGUGCCAAAGCGCCAGCCUCCACUCAGUUCAGUAACGCCAUCAGAGAGUUCCAGUGGGUAUCCCGGCUGCCCAUCAGCGGCGUGCUGGACCAGGCCACACUGCGCCAGAUGACACUCCCGCGCUGUGGGGUUGCAGAUACUGACAGUCACACAACGUGGACAGAGAGGAUCAGUGCCCUGCUUGCUGGACAUCGAGCCAAAAUGAGGCGUAAGAAACGCUUUGUAAAGCCAGGUAACAGAUGGUACAAGCAGCAGCUUUCCUACCGCCUGGUGAACUGGCCCGAGCGCCUGCCCGAGCCAGCUGUCCGAGGGGCCGUCCGUGCUGCCUUCCAGCUGUGGAGCAAUGUGUCAGCGCUGGAGUUCUGGGAGGCCCCAGCCACAGGCCCUGCUGACAUCCGCCUCACCUUCUUCCAAGGAGACCACAAUGAUGGGCUGGCCAACGCCUUCGAUGGCCCAGGGGGCGCCCUGGCGCACGCCUUCCUGCCCCGCCGUGGCGAAGCCCAUUUCGACCAAGACGAGCGCUGGUCUCUGAGCCGCCGCCGUGGGCGCAACCUGUUCGUGGUGCUGGCGCACGAGAUCGGCCACACGCUCGGUCUCACGCACUCGCCCGCACCACGUGCGCUCAUGGCGCCCUACUACAAGAAACUGGGCCGCGACGCCUUGCUCAGCUGGGACGAUGUUCUCGCGGUGCAGAACCUGUACGGAAAGCCCCUGGGACGCUCAGUAGCCACCCAGCUCCCCGGAAAGGUGUUCACUGACUUUGAGGCUUGGGACCCCCACAACUCUCAGAGCAGACUCCCGGAAACCAGAGGUCCUAAAUACUGCCACUCUUCCUUUGAUGCCAUCACUGUAGAUGGGCAGUGGCAACUGUACAUCUUCAAAGGGAGUCACUUCUGGGAAGUCACAGCUGAUGGCAAUGUUUCAGAGCCUCGUCCACUACAGAAAAGAUGGCCUGGGCUGCCCCCUAGUAUUGAGGCUGCCGCAGUGUCUUUGGAAGAUGGAGACUUCUACUUCUUCAAAGGGAAUCGCUGUUGGAGGUUCCAGGGUACGAAGUCCGUGUGGGGGUUCGCACAGCUCUGCCGGGCAGGUGGUCUACCCCGACACCCGGACGCAGCUCUCUUCUUCCCGCCUCUGCGCCGCCUAGUCCUCUUCAAGGGUUCCCGCUACUACGUGCUGGCUCGAGGAGAGAUGCAGGUGGAGCCCUAUUAUCCCCGCAGCCUGCGGGACUGGGCCGGGGUCCCCGAGGAGGUCAGCGGCGCCCUUCCAAGGCCGGAUGGCUCCAUUCUCUUCUUCAGAGAUGACCACUAUUGGCACUUGGAUCAAGCCAAACUGCGGGUGACCAGCUCCGGCCGCUGGGCCACCGAGCUGUCCUGGAUGGGCUGUUGGAAUGCCAACUCAGGAGGUGCCCUGUUCUGAAGGCUCCCUAUCUCUGAAUGAACCGUGGUUGCUGCCGCCUGAGGGACGGGGCCUGUCUGGAAAGCCCCUGAACCUCUCAAGAACCUCUUGAGCAGUAAGGACUCCAAGCAGGAAAUCAGUCUGCAUUUGUUCCUCGGGGUGGAAGGAGAACUAGGGUUCCCAUCGCCUUUUCCCUCAAAGACCUCUUUCCUUCCCACUUGUACAUGUGGGAAGGCGGAUUCUUUCUGUUCUGGUGAAGAUGCUGUCCUGUGCCCAUAGUUCCAAGCCCCGGGAAGAUGCAAAACUCAGCUGAGGCUGGAGACUGCACCUUCAGGACCCUCCCUUUCAGUGCCUUUCCUGCUCAGUUCUGGAAAAUCGAGGGCUCAGUUAUCUCAGACUUCACCCCAGCUCCUAUCCUCAGCAAGUUGGCAUAUGGUGAGGCCUCAAAGAUCCCGCUGUCAGAGACUCUGUUGGAUUAGGAGGCAGAGCGGAAGGGACUGUGUUCCUCCUGGGCCUGACUUGUUGUCUGGGCUAAAGAAGAAGCACCCCCAGCUGCUCACCCUGCAGGUGUAGCCAGCUUAUCUACCCUUCUCAAUAGAAGCACAUGGGUCCCGGGUGUUGGAGACACAAGGACCAUGCUCUUAUAUCCAACCCAGGGACAACCAGCUUCGUAUGGUUAUCAUGGAGAGACGGGGUGAACGUCUCUUUGAAACGCAGAACAUCUCCACCCCAUUUGCUUCCAAGCUGGACAUCAGGAAGAUGAAAGAGGGCCCUUGCAGAGUCCGCUCAGAUGCAGCCUCCAUUGCGCUCGCUCUGCGGGUUGGGUGAGGCCUGUUUGCUUGCAAAGGCCCCAUUCUCCAGGCCACACACACGCAGCAGCAUUCCGAAGCUCCUGCCGGCUAGCCAAGAAUAGCUGGGAUUCCUGGAGAAGGGACCAGCUCCCUGCCUUCCCCUUUUGUCUCAGCCUGUCUCAGUAUUAAUUUUAGCAUCUGGAUCGCCAGCUCUCCCUCCUCCCACUCCAUCUAGCAGUGCCUCUGCAUGCCAGCCUGUGCGAGUGUACACACACACACACACACUGACCACCAACAGUCAGCUCUCAGGGAGGGGAGAAUCGGACAAGGGAGCAGCCCACAGUUCCCCAGAGGCAUUGCUGGCCAUGCGCCGUCCUUUCUUCUCUGUGCGCUGGACAGAAUGGCCUUUGACUGCCCUCGGAUUCAAGUGCUUUGUACUGCCCUGUCCCAGGGAAAACAUGGGGAACCUCCCUGCUAGCCCACUGCUGUCUGGGUUGUACCCAGCGGGAGAGAAAGGAAAGUCCCAUCUUUAUCACUCCAUUCCACCUCAAGAGACUCUGGAGUUAGAGGGAAAGUGGCAAUUUAUUAAGA